UAGUAACGUAAUGCAAAUGUGUUAUUGUAGAGUGCUCUGCGCGUUCAGAUUGGCUGUGGUUGCCUUUCACCGGCUACCAGUCACUGAGUGUCAUGUCGGAGGGAGCAGCGCAGCGAGCGCCACACAACACACCGGCGACGAGCCCCUCCUUGUGGAGGCUACUCAUUCCGCACCGUACCACCCCUUCAUCCACGCUAUUCUGGCAUUCAGUGUUAUUUUCUUAAGGAAGCGGUCACCAUGUCAUCGUGUUAUUGUAUCACAUCGGGUACGGUCCGGUAGCUUCGCUCCGUGGCGUAGUAACAGCACUUCACAUUGCACAAUGGCAAGGUUAGCUCUGCCCCCACCGCCGCGCUAGCAUUGUUCGCCGUUACCAUGGUGUUUGUGGCAACGCACACAGCACACCUCGCCUACUCAGUUGCGACCAAAACACCAGAAGGUACACUUGAACACCCCCCUCCUUGUCUGUGCAGCGCCAGGGCAAUGAUUCUUUCAUUAUGUAUGAAUAAUUCACAGCGUUGCGUGCCGAGGCCUAAGGGAAGUAGCUAGCUGUGAAGCCCUAGUAGCCGAUGUGGGCCAGUCUGCUACGGCAGGUGGGAGGGGACAGCUGCCGUAAAGGGGAGGCUGUUCAAAGCACUGCCGGAUGCUGCACAAGCAGGGCCGCUGUUCUAGGACCCUCGUUUUUCAAUGCCUUCAGGAAGCGUUUUUUUGUUGGAAGCACAAUACAAAGCUAACCUAAUGCCUAACUAUAUCGAAAAAUACAUGAACUUAACCAUGUAUAACCUAAUUCCUUGACCUAACCAUCUCUAUCCUAAACGUAACGAGCUCUAGCAUAAUACCUAAACCAAACCAGCUCAAAUGCGUUUUAAUGGGACCCAUUACCGUAACAUAUUUUUCAACGCCAUCAUAAGAAUAAAUAAUUCGCCUUCGCGUGCGCCUUUAAGUCAUAGAAACCUAAACCAUAAAACAAGGGUCCUAUAAAUGCGGUCCUGAAACUGCAGCGUCGGAUUUUGCAGGGACAUAGUAUUGGACGUUAAUGUUUUUCUCUCUCCGGCAUACUACUGCAAUUGGAUUACAAACCGAAAUCCAACGUUGCUCCUUGGAUACGAUGAACAAUGACCAUAGUUGACAGGUCCUCAGAGAAGUCUGACCUUGAGUCAGUCGGGGUCAAGCACGCCGCCUUCACAAGUGGAGACGUGGGGAUGGACGGCAGCUGUUCCAGCAGCUGGGGAGUCGGCCCCGCCAUGCCCGGUGACUCCCCAAGGGGCAAGGCCACGGUGGGCUGCCGGGGCCCAACGCCGGGGGCCACGGUCUUCAGCAACAGCCCCCACUCCAUGGAGCGGCCUAAGGAGCCGGUGGUGAUGACCGGUGGGGAUGGCAUCGCCCUGCCCCAGAAGGUCCUCUUCCCCCCCGAGCGCCUCAGCCUGCGGUGGAGCCAGGCGCAGCGAGUGGGCGCGGGGCUCCAGAACAUGGGCAACACCUGCUUCCUCAACGCAGCGCUGCAGUGUCUGUCCUACACCCCGCCGCUGGCCAACUACAUGCUGACCCAGGAGCAUUCAAAGACAUGCCAUGAGCCCGGGUUCUGUAUGAUGUGCACCAUGCAAAACCACAUCAUACAGGCCUUUGCCAAUACUGGAAACGUCAUCAAGCCUAUCGUGGUCCUCAACGAGCUGAAAAGGAUUGCUAAGCACUUUCGCUACGGGAGUCAGGAGGAUGCUCAUGAGUUCCUGCGCUAUACAGUGGAUGCUAUGCAAAAGUCCUGCCUGCCUGGAACAAAGCUGGACCGGCAAACACAGGCAACCAGCUUCGUCCAUCAAGUCUUUGGAGGGUACUUAAGGUCCAGAGUGAAAUGUUUAAACUGUAAAGCAGUCUCUGACACGUUUGACCCUUUCUUGGACAUUACUCUGGAGAUCAAGACCGCUCCCAGUGUGGGCAAGGCCCUGGAGCAGUUUGUCAAGCCGGAACAGCUUGAAGGGGAGAAUGCCUACAAAUGCACCAAGUGCAAGAAGAUGGUCACGGCCUCCAAGAGAUUCACCAUCCACCGCAGCUCCAACGUGCUCACCAUCUCACUCAAGCGCUUCGCCAACUUCAGCGGAGGAAAAAUCACCAAGGACGUGAGGUACCCAGAGUACCUUGACAUGCGGCCCUUCAUGUCCCAGAGCCAGGGCGAGCCGCAGGUGUACGGUCUGUACGCCGUGCUGGUCCAUUCUGGCUUCAGCUGCCACGCAGGACACUACUUCUGCUACAUUAAGGCCAGCAACGGUCAAUGGUAUCAGAUGAACGACUCCUCCGUGUCCAUCAGUGACAUCCGAUCGGUGCUGAACCAGCAGGCCUACAUCCUGUUCUACGUCAGGUCCGGCGAGGCUAAGAGCGGAGGGGAAUACGCCCAUGCGACCGUGGGUAACCCCGGCCAGUCCUCCCCGCGCCCGGUGGUCCUACCGCGCAUCAACACCGCCCCCCGGCACACGUCCACAGGCUUCAUCGGCCCGCAGCUGCCGCCGCACAUGGCCAAGAACUCCCUCCACCUCAAUGGCAACGGACCGCUGAGGGAGUACCCGUCGAGCUCCAAACUAAUCACCAGCAGCGGUGGCAUGGGGAAACCCGCCCACUGCCCAUCCGCCUCCUCCUCUUCCUCCUCCUCCUCCUCCUCCUCCUCCUCGACAUCCUCCCACACGCUGACCCGGCCCUCGGUGAUCCCUGACUCGGACAAGAGGCAGAAGCUCUCCUUCGUCAUCGGCCAAGUCAAGCAGGCCCGCCCCUCCUCGUCCAUCUACGGCCAGCCGGCCUCCUCCUCCUCCUCCUCCUCCUCCUCCUCCUCUUCCUCUUCCUCGGCGCAGCCUACCUCAGACGCCCCCCGCUCGGACCUCCACUUUGUCCCGCGGCAGCUCCACCACGCCAACGGCGCGUCGUCGGGCAACGGCGACUACCACCACCGCCGCGGCAACGGCAGCGGCCCGGCGUCUUUCCUCGUGCCCUACGACCACGAGUCGUCCGAGGAGUCGGACCAGGAGACGGCCGCGGCGGCGCUGGAGAACGGCGGCGGCGGCAUGGCCCAGGCCCGCCUCAACGGGAGGAGCGGGGCGGGGCACGCCGUCUACGGGCCGGCGCCGCGGCCCACCAACGGGGAGGCGGGGGCGCCGCACCACAACGGGCAGACCAACGGCGUGGCCAAACCCGGCCACAACGGGCACCACAACGGACACCCGAAGGUCAACGGGAACGGCGACGCCCCGCACACGACCAAAGCCGUGAAUGAGGGCAGAUCGUCCCAUGCGACAACCAACGGCUCGACGUCCGACCACAGUCCGCCAAGCCAAGAGAGCCAUAGCGCUGCCCCUGCCACCACCGCCACCGCCACCCAGGGAAACUCUUCUCGGACCCCGGCGGCCGCCUGUGAAAGCCAGCCCCCCGCGCCGCUGGACCCCACGCCCAAACAUACAGCAGCCUCCGACGCUGGCCCUCCGUCUGCAGCCCCCGGGGCCCGGGGCCACGCACCGGCUCCCAGGUCCUCCGCUGCCUCCUCCUCCCUCUCCUCCGCAUCCUCUUCCUCCUCCUCGUCCUCUUCCUCCACACACCAGGAGACUCCUCCCUCGGAGUUACCUGCUCCUCCUCCUCCUCCUCCUCCUCCUCCGGCGGCGGCGACCCCGGGGCCCGCCGCGGCCCCACACAGGGUGGGCAGCGGAGCGGGGAAAGAGCAGCAGCAGCAGCCAGGGCCACCGCCGACCAACGGCCAGGCCCCGAGCCCCGCUGGGAGGCCCGAGGGCGCUGAGCCCCAGAACCCAGCCAAGGCCGGCCCCAGAGGCGAGGAGAGGGACCGCCGUGGUUCCCGGGACAGGGAGCGGGACCGGAGGUACUCGUCGGACCGGGGAGGGCGGGACUGGGACCGCCGCGGCCGCAGCCGGGAGAGGGACUCGGACGGCGACCCCCGCUACAAACGGGACCCCCGCAACCCUCAUCACCACCACCACCAUCACCCCCGGUCCUACCGAGAGCGCUCGCCCGUGCGGGACCGCCACCACCGGGAGCGGGACUGGGAGUGCGAGCGGCGGUGGGAGCGCACGGCGCACCACCCCCGGGAGCGGGACCGCGACCGCUGCUCGCACCACUACCACCGGCAGCGCUCCAGGGGCGAGGAGCGGGACCGGACGGCCCGCGAGGAGCGGGACCGGACGGCCCGCGAGGAGCCACCCCGCCGGAGGAGCCGGGAGGGGAGGAGCCGGGAGGGGAGGAGCCGGGAGGGGAGGAGCCCCUUGCGGGACAGGGAGCGCGACGCCGCGGCCCCCACCAAGACCAGGGCUUCCCCGACGCCGCCUCCCCUCUCUCCUCCCAGACGGGCCCCCAACAGGGAGGGCCCCGAGCGCCGGGGCGACGCGCCUCCUCUGAGCGAGGACAGGGAGGACAGCCGGGAGGCGCAGCGGGCGAAGAAACACAAAAAGAGCAAGAAGAAGAAGAAGUCGAAGGACAAAGAGAGGCACCGGGACAGCGGGAACUCUGAGGAGGAGUCCGACAAGGAGGGCCGGUCCUCCAAACACAAGAAGAAGAAGAGGAAGAGGAGGCACGACAGCGACAGCGAGGCGGAGCGUGCCCCCGACGGCCAGCGCAAGGCUCGCAGGGUCGGCGGCGAGGAGGAGAGAGCCGAGGGCGGCAGAAGGCGUUGUCACGGCGAUGACGGUCACAGAGGCCAUUCGCCGGAGAAGCGACGGCACGCCGGUGAAGGCGCCAAUGACUCCCUCGACCGACGGCUCGGGUCUUCGUCGCAGAACCACAACGGACACGCAGCUAAUGGUUGCAACGGAGUUAACGGAGGUUCCCAGUCGUCCUCCAGCAGCCUGUGCAGCCCCACACCCCUCUAACGCAGCCCUGCUGCUGCCACUGCUCCCACCUGGGAUAUACUGUACAAUACUUCUAUGAUGGGGUGAAAGAAAGAAGAAAACUGUCAACAGCAAAGGAAUGAAACUAAAUCCCCCCCCCCCCCACACACACUUUUUUUGGACGUGGUGCUUAAUCAAUGGGAAGACACUGAACUUUGACCCGCCGAUUUAUUUUGCCCAAAUUCUGUACACUUCUGGUUCACACGCUUUCACUAAAGAAAUAUCUACGACGGGAAUUAAAAGAUUAAUAUAUACUUGUACAAAUGCAAACAAAGGACAAAAAGAACCCAAUACCCCGACGCUUACACAUCUCAGCUGCUGCUCAGUGGAAGACUCAGGAAUAUAUCUAUACAUAUAUAUAUAAAUAUAUAUAUAUAUAUAUAUAUAUAUAUAUAUAUAUAUAUAUAUAUAUAUAUAUAUAUAUAUAUAUAUAUAUAUAAAUUACACACACGCAUAACCAUGGUAACAUCCAUCUACUUCAGUCAAACAACAACCACAAUACGGGGAAAAUAAGCGAACAAACGAACAAGCUAGCAAAUACUGAUGCGUCGCCUUGGAGAUAAACUGCUGUACCGUUGCAAGGUGGCAUGCAAGUUUCUUUUUGAAAGAUGUCACCAUAUCUACAUAUCGAUACUGGCACCAGAAGGAUUUCCAGUUUUUAUUGUUUUGUAUUUAAUUUAAUCGCUAUGGCAACAGACUCAUGGAUGGAAACUUUCGGGGGUGCUGAGAGGGACAAAUUAAGGAUGCCGCCACACGUUACCCUGGACACACUUGACGGCCAUUCCCUCCCCUUUGUUUGGUUUUUCUCCCUUAAAGCUUUUUUCGGUUUCCCCGGUUUCCCCAACUGCCUAAGUUUCCAUUGUAUUGGAUUUUCAUCUGUUGUGGACGUGUUCUUGAAUUGUUGUUGUUGUCCCUUCUCCCUGCCCUCAUCUUUCUCCUACUUUCUUUACUCUAUUUCAAGCAUUCAAAAAAAAAGCAUAACAAAAAAAAAUCUUUUACUAUAUCAUGGAUGUGGAGAUUUUGUUUUCAUUUUUGGGUGUUUGAUUUUACACGUAAAAUACAGUUUUGUUUCUUCUAGCACCUCUUGAGAAAGAAUACUGUGAAUUUAAUGUCUGAACUGUACUAUCAGUUGUUUUUAUACAUUACUAGUCCUGUAUCAGGAUUAUCAAUAGGUUAUCUUUAUGUUGAUGUCGUUGCUUGGUUUGUUUUUAGAAUAACCACACCAUCAUUUAUUCCACAUUCUAUAAACGCAAGUCAACUAUAGGUAUGUUGUUUUGAUAUUUUUUUUUUGUUUUUGUUUACUCGAGAAAAAAAAAAGUCAUGGUAAUGUCAUACCCUACAUUCAACAAUAGCAUGUCAAGAUUUAUACAUUGUACAUGGUAUAUAAAAAUGCCUUAAAAUACAUUUGUUAAUAUCAGAAAUUGUAAUUGUCUUUCUCUGACUUUGUCUCCAAAAUCAAAGUGAAAGUACUGACUUAUGUCAACAGUUUCAAAGUGCUCUUGGCUCCAUUUGUGCCGCAGCUUAAUUCAAGACCCCCAUUUUGACAAUAACUUGACGCUAUUGGUAUGCAAAACUUGAGUAACCUCUUGAUUGUGGUCUUUCUGUAGGAGUUCCUGUUGGACACAAAUACAAUGACUAUAGUUGAUGUUCAAUUGGAAGAAAUAAAUGAUUACUUUUUCUUUUAAUUGUCCAGAAUGAAUACAGGUCUGAAAGACGAAUGAAUUGGUCUACUUUGAGUUUCAGUAAAAACCAAAUCAAUAUCUGUAUUCUUUACAUCGGCACAACCUCAGGUGAAACAAUCACAACAGGCAUUCUCGUCUGUUCUACAUUUGUAUAUAUUAGAUGUAUGUUAUGCUUGUAAUGGGUGAUGAACAUCCAACCUGGUGGUGUAAGAGGCGGCCCGUUGAUACUGACAGAUAUAAAUGUGUUACAUCUUCUCUCCAUGGUACACAGUAAAAGGCGCUAUUAAAGACCACCGCAGGGUUUGGUUUGUUGGUGUU
This is a messenger RNA of Gadus macrocephalus (Pacific cod), 6868 nucleotides long. It is a transcript of the gene usp42, whose product is annotated as ubiquitin specific peptidase 42. Bases 1113 to 4850 code for a protein of 1245 amino acids. Lineage: Eukaryota; Metazoa; Chordata; Actinopteri; Gadiformes; Gadidae. Gene Ontology annotation, molecular function: cysteine-type endopeptidase activity; cysteine-type deubiquitinase activity. Gene Ontology annotation, cellular component: cytosol; nucleus. Gene Ontology annotation, biological process: regulation of apoptotic process; protein deubiquitination. The record is from RefSeq and is a predicted model, not a curated record. The transcript has 18 exons.